This is a messenger RNA of Homarus americanus (American lobster), 9502 nucleotides long. Its product is annotated as constitutive coactivator of PPAR-gamma-like protein 1. Gene Ontology annotation, cellular component: nucleus. The record is from RefSeq and is a predicted model, not a curated record. Bases 629 to 4192 code for a protein of 1187 amino acids. The transcript is spliced from 24 exons. NCBI's taxonomy places the organism in Eukaryota, Metazoa, Arthropoda, Malacostraca, Decapoda, Nephropidae.
GUUGAGCGCCAUCUACACUAGUGCGAGGUGUGGCCUGACGUCAUGAGGCUAAUACAGUGGCGUCACACCAAUUGUCGAUAUUCUCCGAGUACUUUGACCGAAUUUUCAUGAGCCGAAGGAAGUAUGUCAAAGGUUGCAACUUAGCAGUGCAGGUAGGUCAGUAGAGCUGUCAGUGCGGCCCAAGGAGAAAAGAAGUGGGUGGAAUCGACCCGCCCAGGUGGUACUCACGCCGCCUGCGCGAACCCGGCAGUCACAGCAGCAGAACCAGCAGCGGCAGCAGCGGCAGCUGUGCCCGAACCUUAGUGUGCCAGGCCCCGGGACCCACGCCCAGCUUUCAGUUGGGAAGUGAAGGCAGUCCUUAGCAGUGCUUGCUAUACUUUCUAAAUUAAGAAAAGGCAAAGUCUUGUGUGUACUGUAUGCGUACUGUCCCCAAUGGGCUGUCAGGCCUGUUGGACCUACUUUACUGUACUCUUGUUCAACAUUAGUGGUGAUGCUGUCAACAACAUGAGGACUUAAUAAAAUAUAUCAUGUGAAAAAAAAUUAGAACCAUAAAAAUUAAAAAAAAAUUCAACCCAUUUAAUUACUUAAGGAAGCUUAUCCAAAACAAAAUUUGUAAACCAUUGUUAAAAUGGUCAUUCAAGACUUACAACGAUUCUUAGAGUCACAAGUGCCAGGCGCGUGUGUCCCUGUGGAUCUCCUGAAGAUUGCCAAGAGUGUUGGGAUUCGACGUGGUAAUCAACGCAAUGUUCCGAGAGGUGGAUACGGGGGCCCCACUCCACUCACACUUGUGGUGGACGGGGAAUAUUGUUUAGACAGACUGUAUGGAGGCUUUUACUCAGAUUGGGUGUGUGGUGGCCAGUGGAAUCGCAUGGUGCAGUUUUUGGCAGUGCUGAUGCAAACAGUUCAAAACAACAACAUAGAACUUGCUGUAUUCUUCAAUGGUGCUCUGGAACAGCAGCGUCUAAAUGAAUGGUCGCGACAAGAGUGCUCCCUGAGAAAAAAUAUCAACUUGGUGCUAAAACAUGUAACUGUGAAAGGAACACCACCACCAAAAGUAUGGUGGGUGGCACCUGUUGGUCUUCGUACCUGCCUCCGCAUGGCUCUGCGGCAUCUCAACAUCCAAGUGCUGUGCACAAUGGAUGACCACCACCAGGAGGUUAUUGCCUUCUGUCGGGAGAACAACUAUCACGGGGUCAUGGCAGAAGAUGCAGAAUACAUCAUUUUUGAUCCCCCUCGUUACUUCUCGUCACACCAGCUCAAACUUACGUACAAGGGUUCCCUCGAGACCAAAGAAUUUAUUUUAGAUGAGGUGGCCAAGGGUCUGGGUCUCCAGCGCAACUACUUCUGCUUGUUGGCAGCUCUACUGGGAAACUAUCUACUGACAGAGACAGAUCUUUGGGACUUUUACACAUCACUAAUCCCAGGCUAUGACAAACAACAGACACCUCAAGAAGAUGUUAUACAAGCAGUUGUCAAGUUUAUUGUGAAUCGGUGUGAUGUUAAUAACUUGUUAACUAUUGGAGCCCAAGUAUUUGGGUCUGUUAGCGAUCCCAGAGUUGCAAAAUUCAAAGAGUCUGUCCAGUACUUCCUCAAUGGCACAAAAGAUGGAUUCCUUCGCUACAAACCAUUCCCUUCAGGGAGAAGAGAUGGGGGUCCAAGGCAUCCACACCAGCACUCAAUCCACAGGCCAGAGAUACACGAGCCAAAGCACUCAGAAGGCCUAGGCAGACCUGACCUCACACUAAAGGGUGAAGGGUUGUUGGGCCUGCCAGCCCUAGGCCUGGCGGUUGUCCCCGAGAGAGAAAACGGGGACAGCGGAACUGGGAGUAGCAGCAAUAGAAGCUGCAACAUGAACCUGGUGGCACCUCCUCAAAUAGUGAUUGAGGUGACAGGUCCCGGGAGCCCCCAGAGUAGCAGUCGAGGGGGCAGUGGGAGUGGCUCUCUUUCCCCCGACGCCGCUCAGUUGGAACAAGUACUCGAAUCUCGUCUAGGAGGCUUCACCAUAGUAGUAACUGGGGAAGAUGAUGAACCACAGCAGCUGCAAGAAGACGUUGAUAGUGAGGAGAAGGACGAAGAAGAAAAUAGAAAAGUAGGGGAAGGACACUUGACCGUGAUUACCGUAGGAGCAAAGGAAGAAGAGGAGGAAGAAGGACGAAAAGGAGACCUGACCGUGCAGCCAACAGACCUGGAUGACCAUGACCACGACUCAGGUAUAUUAUGUGGUGGGUGUCUGGGAUCAACUGCAUCUGGUUCUCCUGGUGCGUCUCUCUUGUUGUCGUCAUCCUCCUCGUCCAGUAACAGUUCUGCUGCGUCGCCGUACCGCCUCACACCCGAUGUGUCGUGGGCAGCUCAGGUUUAUCGCUCCAACCACACCUCUAAAAAUCCAGUGUUACCCAAGCGGUUGGUCUUCCCACCCAUGCACCAACCAUGUGAGGAUGCGGCUAAACAUGAUGCAGUCUUUCAUAAUGCUGGGAACCCUUGUCCCCAGGCCCUGAGCAGAAAGCAGUCCAGUAGUCCAGUUGAUGGGGGUCAGGAACCAGGCCCUCAGAUUGACCCCAACCCUCUCCCUCUACCUCCAGUGCCCCAUGAGGUCAUGCGUACAGCCUCGGAGCGCCACCAGAAGGGUCUAAUGUGUCCCUGGAUAUAUCAAGUUUUAACACAGGGUGAAGUGAAGUUUGGUGUGUGUAUGGAGGAUGAGAGUACUGAUGAUCUGCCAAAUGCUGUGCUUUUCUACCGUUCAGUCCGCCAGUGUGUAUACGCCAUCCUCUAUAACCUACACCAUCACAGUUUCAUGUCUCGUAAGGCAAAGGAGGAAGGCCACAAGGGUUUGGCCACAGAGGUACCUGAAGUAAAGAUCCGUGAAUGGGUUUACACCAAAAAUAAUCCGUAUCGUACAGCGGAUAUAGUAGAUGCCACUCCCAUUGAUUGGGCUGUGCCUACCGUCCAGAGGUUGUGGUUCGGGAACACGUAUGUACAGUACAGUGAUGUGAACAAGAUAGACUUGGGCUGGAAAUCUCCUAUGGUUGUCAUGGAAACCAGCAGAUACUAUAAACCAUGGUCUGUUAUAGAUGACAAAAAGCGUCGACUACGAGCAUUCCUGAGCUGCAUGAGGUCCGACUCUCCACUCAUGCUCUACACAUCUAAUGUUCCACAGCAUCUGCUUAUAAUGGCAACAGUUCUUAGGUAUAUUAUGAGCAAUCCUGAUGGUCCAGUACUGAGAAGACAAGAGUUAGAUGCUUUUUUGGUGACAGCCUUCUCUCCUGAUCUCACAAAUGCCCAUUACUUGCAGGACUUACAGCUUCAUGUGGUGACAGCACGUGGCUGUCAGCUUGCGGCACUCUUCAUGAUGGGAGUGGAAACGGCACUCUUUGCCAACGAUGCAUGUGGUGCUCCUGUCCCGUGGCUCAUGUGUUGUCCGUGGUUGUUCUUUGAUGGCAAGCUCUUCCACGAGAAGCUGGUCAGAGCCCACUAUGCAAGAACUCUGCGUGAGGUGUGUGAGGGAGAUAUGGACCUGGUGGUCAAAGUUGAGAGCUGUAGACGGGCGGUGCUGGAGAAUAUCAAGGUAGAGUAUGCCCGUCCAUCCCUGUUCAUACCUCCGGUUGGGUGUCACAAAGUGAGACCCCCUCCUCCCCAUCCUGGUCUUUCCCACAAUGCGGGCCGGGGUAGAGGUCGAGGGGCCCCAGACAGGACCAACGCUCACCCAGGUGGUGGCGUGGGAAGGAUGUUUUCUCGUGGUGGUCAAUUGCAGGUGGCUGGAGUGGUGGUAGGCUCCUGGGGACCAAAUUACGGAUCAAAUGGCAAUGACAGCAGACCCCCCCGAGGAUUCAGACCGCCGCAAUAUAGCAGUAAUGGCAGGGAUAUGGGAGGAAAUAUGCAAGGCAGAGGUGAACCGAGCAGACUGUCACGUGCCACUCGAGGUCGACCUACAGUUCUGGCCAAGCGACGAACUAUAAAGAAGCGUGAAGUGAGGUUGAACAAGGGACGUGGAGUGGCAGUGGAGAGCCCAGGCAACAGUCACCCACCAGGGAUGAGGGAGGUGCUAGUGAUGCCAGGCAGUGGAUACAACAAUCACACACCAGUUGGAGAGGAAGGGGAAGGGGUCACCUCCUAUUCUGCUCACCCCCCUCAGACCCAUUCCUCCAGUGGUAUCAAGAGUCCAGACUCUGGUGUUAACGUAUCCAUCCUGGAAUAAGGCACAGUUUGGUGUGCACAAGAGAGGUGGCUAUUUAAACCUCUGGGGCUAUAGUCUGAGCAGCUAGCACCCUUACUUUACAUCUAGCUUAGAAUUGAUUCAAAUACUGAUACCUGAUAGGAUUAGUACAGCACUAGCAAUGUAAAGUGAUAAACAGGCACAAUUUCUAAAAAGAAUUUAGCAAAGAGUACAACACAACAAGGGCCUUUCUCCCAAGGCACAUGCCCCUGAACCCUAAAUUGUCACCUCUCUCGUAGGCAACCAGCUCCAGGUAACUGCCACUGCCAUUACCCACAUUGCUGCUACAAACACCAUCUCGGCUGCCCCCAUGUCUGCUGAUGUUACUACCAUGACCACCAUUUCUGCUGUAACUUGUGACGUACAUGAGCUGAUGAUACUGUCAUGGAGGUGCAAGGAAAAGUGACUCAACAAUAAAGGAUAUGUAAGGAAUGAUGCAUUUACACUAUACAUAUUUAUUUUAGCAUACAUUCGAAUAUAAUUUUUGUACUUUAUAAAUGUUUAUUUACAUUUGUAAAAUCAAACCGCUAUCAUGAAUUAGCCAGUAAAUGAUAAUUCAACUAGCGAUGUGAUUAGUCCACUUUAAAUCAUAAUUUUUAUGUGAUAAUUCAAGGAAUUAAAAAUUCAUAGUUUUUCAUAAUAAAAGUGAAUGUAGAGUCUUCCACGUGUUAUCUCUUUUUUUUUCUUUUUUUGAAGUAUACUCUACCUAUACAUAUUUCAUUAAAUGCCGAAUAAACUGCUUCCUUGACAGUAAUGUCAAGUUAGCUCAAUUAUUAACCUUUAUUGUGACAUGCAACACCUCUACAGACAAGAGCGUAGCUAUGAUUCCCGGUAUGAGACAAAGAAAUAUGCCUGUUAGAUUUGUCUGAUGUUAGAGAAGCUCUAUUAUGAUGUAACUGGUGAUUAUGAACCUUGUGUGGCACAUCAGUUAGGCUCCAAUGUUUGUCAAUAAGAUAUAAUUAGCCAUUGUUGAUGUACUAUUGAGAGGUCAUAAUCCCUGAUCUCAUCCUCAAUGUACUCCUAGAAAGUACAAGGUGGGCAGCUGUGGAGAGACUGAUGCCAUGAACAGUUGCCAGCUACCCUCGCCACUGAUGUUAGACAUGAAGUAUAUAUGAAGAAGAAUUUUUAUUUUUAUAUGACUGUUAUAUUGUUAAAAUGGUGAUGGAGACACUUAAAGAAAGAGAUUUGUUGGUGCAGUAUUUAGCAAGUUUGUGGUUGAAGUUUAAGGCAAAGUGACACUACAACUACCACAGACAGCUUGGCUUAGAAAGAAUGAUUUGGAAUCCUGAACAGAGCUUCAUUUUUGUAAAAUGGUUAAAUCCCCCCCCCCACCCCCCAACAAAUAUGCAAUUCAGGGUUUUUGCUGGGUUACUUAGCCCUAAUAGGAAUGAUAGUUACGGAGACUGUACCCAAACUGAGGUUAAAUUAAAAUUUUCAUAGUAGGGUGUGGUUAUAACUUACAAUAACUGAGGAAAAUGAAUAAUUUCCAUACAGUGACUUUAAACCAAGUUCAUUUGGCCAUGUUUUUAAAAGGAAGCAUAUGGCUGUACCAGUUUAUAGGAUGGAGGAAAUCCUAAUUGGUAUUAUAUUUGUUGUUGUACUUGGUACUUUGGACAUGUUAUUGUUCCAUUCUUGUAGAUGUUGAAGGAUAACUGUCUUAGUAACUUAACCAAUACCAGGAUAUUCCAGGACCUAGUCGGGGUGACACUACUUGACUGUCUAGGACAUCAGGUUUUUAUUUUUCUGCCAUUUUUGUCAAUACAAACCUUCCUUGAAUUUAGCAUUGGUAACUUCUCAUUAGAAGCUGAUGUCUUGGAUCAUCAGUGCUCUAGUUAAUUUGCCCUUGGAUAUUUUAAAUUAAAUUUGAUCAAUUCCUUGGUAAUAGUAAAUAUUAAGGUAAUUAUAGUUCAGUUAUCCAAAAGAGGGUCACCUGGCUUGUGUUUAACCAGGUUCUGGAUCAAGAAUAUAACCUGGUAGUAAAUAAUAGAGGUAUCAAUGUUCUCUUCUGAAUUUGCAUUUAAGCUAAACCUCUGAUAAUGCAAUUUACUGUCAUUUAAAUGGAUACUGAUGCCUGUGCUCUAUUUUUUUUAUUUUUUAUUAUCUCCUGUAUCUUGUUUCCUUUUUCAAUUAUAAAUUCAAUGUGCCAUGGCUUUUGUAUAAAAAGACAUUAUACACUUUUGCUGAAUUCUUUGUUUACUCUUGAAAGAUUUGGAGUACUCUGUGGCCUGUGCUAAAUGAUGCUCUAGCACUGUGGUGCAUCUUUAAAUGACUUGCGGGUGAAUAUGUUGCCCAUUGGCAUAUAUUAGUGAGGAUAUUUGCUUUUGAUAGCACACAAAAAGUUUUGUGGAUGUUGAUUGGAUUUCAAGUGGAGAAACUGGCAUUUUUGUGCCAUGUACAGUUGCUAGAUAGCACCUGAACUGUUAAUUUAUGGAGAUGCAAAAAUGUUUAAACUUCUUGUGAACAAAGAAUUAGAUAAUUCUAUUUAUGAGAAAAGAAUUAGGUCUUGUAGGUUCUCUGGCUAAUGUAUUGUAAAUUAUGAUGACUGUAAAACUUUUCUGAUUGCUAAUGUAAUAUUCAAUGAAGGAAUUUCAUUUAAAGGAAAAUAUAUUCACUAAUUUACUUAGAACAUAUCUUCCCAUUCUGUAAUGGGAACAAAAACUUUUUGUUAUAUUAUCUUCUUGCAACAUGUCUGUUUCAGUGAGGGGCCCAUGUUUGUGUAUUAACUUAGUGUCAUGUCCAGCUAAUGGAACUCACAGUCCUGUCAUGCACUUCACCAUUUGCUGCUUCUUUACAAUACAGCCCCACAAGCCAAUAAUUGGAGUGAGGUCAUAUUAACUGAGUCAUAUUUUUAGUAAAGUGUCAAGAGUUUAGCUCAAAAUCCUUGUUGGUGGAAGGUUGUGUUCACCCCAUGAAGAAGCUGCAAGAUGAAGGGUUGGCAGAUGUGGCAGAGCUUUUUAACUCGGUUGGAUAGCAAGACUCACCAGUGCUUGACUGCAGUGCUUAGCAGUGCAGCAACAUAUUUUAAGAUGAUUAUAUUUUAUAAAAAUAAAAUUUUAUAAAAGUGAGGUAGGGUGAGAGUAGGUGCGAGGGGUAAACAUUAUCUUCCCCAACAGAAGGAUUUAUCUUCAGUCCUGGAUUAUCAUAGCCAGACUGCUUAAGUGUAUAUUGUAUACAUGCACUUGAAAAUUAAAUAGCCACUUACAUCAUAGCAUUAGGAAAUAAUAAUAAAUAUUAAUAGUAGGUCUAGUAAAGGCAAGAUUUUGCCUCAUGUCUCAAAUAGAUUAUAUGUACAUUAUCUACUCAAUGUUUAAAUGCUCAGCUAUUAUGAGCCUUGACAAAGAAAAGGGUAAAUUAUUACUGUGUAUGCUAAGGCAAGUAAAUUUAUGGUUAUAAUCUAUUCUUGGAAUUGUUCAACUUGAAACUGAAAAGUUGGCAAGUUGUAAAUUGUUGUAUCCUUCUUGUUUGCUUGUAGUCCAAGGCCUCCAUUUUUAAGUAUUUUGUUGGGUAAUUUAGUCUUUGAAUGCUCCUCACCUGAGUGCUGAUCAGCAUGUAUUUCUGUGGGUAUAAUAAUUGCUGGAGGUUUUUGCUGAUGGUCAACAUUCAUGAGCCAGAGUGUAUUCAUGAACCCUCCAAGACACUUAGGAAUUUUGACCAUAAGUGCUUUUAAGUACAUUAGACUCCUGAUUUGUAAGUGCUCUGAUGAAUGAUGUGCUGCUAUCUUCCCUGGGCAGUUCACGUAACAUUUUUCUUGCAGUUAUUGAAUGGGCCCCUCCUUGAUGUUAUGCUUAAAAACAAACAUUUAUUGGUGAGGUUUUGUGAGAGAAGAACAGGAGGUGUUUAACAAAUACUGAUUUAUACAUACUUGAUAAAUACUGAAUAUAUAUAUGGUUAGGAGAGAGUAAACAGCAGAGGCUUUAGUGUUCAGAUAGAUAUUUUACAAGGAUAGAUGUGUUGUCAGAUAAAAAUCCUGAAUUGUAUUGGGUUUAAAGUACAUUCAAGUGAACUUAUUAGUGGUCAAUACUAUGUUUUGAUAAACGAAACAUAUCCUAGCUGUAAGGGUGAUACAGUACAGAGAUAACCCGUAUAGUAAACAUUAGUGAGUGAAAUAAUCUUGGCCAUAACAUUUAAGCAAAAAAUUUAAUUUAUUUUGCUAGGAAAUCUUUUUUUUUGAUGACAUGUUCAGUUUACCCCAAAAUUAGAAUAUAUCAUUUCCUGUUCUACUUCCACAAACACUUAUCUUGAAACUGAUUGUUGAUCUUGAAACUGAUUGUUGUAUCAAUAUUGAAAUGUUAAUUAACCCAAGCAAGUUUGAAUAUAUGUAAUAAUUUGAGCAACAAAAUUUAAGAAAGUUACAAUACUAACCUUCAAAAGGCACAACAAACUUGUUGGGAGAUGUUAUGUUGUGUGAUUUCAUGUCAUAUGUAGCCUACAUCCCAAACUCUGAAUUGAUUUUGUGAGUCUUGUAUUCUUAAUUUAGAUUUUGAAGAAAAAAGGACACAGUGAUAUUGUCUUUAUUUUUUUUCCGAAAUAUUUUUUGUGUGAGAUAUACUUCACUAGACAAAUCCUAUAAUUUUUGGUUUAAUGUGACAGUUGAUUUGUUAACAUAGUGAACAAAUAUAUUCAAAGCUUUAAGUUAUUUUUACAUUAACACGAGAAAAAUUAUUUUAUUUAAUUGUUUACAUGAGCUCACAAAGACAGUUUAGGGAUUGGCCCUAUAUCAAUACCCAAAUUAGAUAUUUUGUGUGAUGAUUAGCGUGCAGCAUCAUUUUUGAAAACCUAGUUCUGGAGUGGUUGGAGCAGUUUACUGUCAAGUCUCUAUGACCGGCUGUAAAAAUUUGGAGCAUUGAUGUCGUAUGGCUUUCUUCCUGCAAAACAGCAUAAAAAAUGGAACACAGUGGAAUAUACUGGCUUGGAAGAUAAGUCUGGGGAGUUGAAGUCAGAACUGAUAAGAAAUUCACUAAGUAACAAAGUAUUGGAAGGUGAUUGGGAUAAAGGAAACACUAGUCCAGAAUUUUCAAUCAUUUGAUGGUCAGUGGUAUUACUGUCACCUUGAAAAAAUAUUUGAGAUCAGUUGUCCAUGGGUAUGAUUUAUGGAAUACCAAAGGGGUUUUUGGCAGUUGCAAUUUUUAAUUUUUUUUUACAUUAAUCUAUUCUCAAAAUGUAAUGUGAUAAGAAUAUAUACAUUUCAUUUCCCAUUUCCAUGUUUACAUAUACAGGAACAUGAUUUUUUUUUUCUAAAGGAUAUUAAAUUUUGUUUAUUUUUUCCAAAGAAUAUAAUUUUUUUCCAAAGAA